CUUUAACAAACUCAACAAAGAACACUCGUGGUAGCUAUAAUCCAGCAAAAUAAGACAAACUUUGGGGUAUUUUUUACCUUUGAGUAUCGUUGACGGUACUGUUGGCCAGAAUGAUUACAUCAAUAUUUUGGCAGGUAAUUUCCAUCCUUGGUUCAAAGAAAUGACUGAGAAUAACGAAAGAAGCUUCAUUCUACAAGAGGGUGGAGCUACGUGUCAUACUGGCGCGUAUGCAAGAUGGUGGGUCUUCACUACAUACAAUCCUUUUCUUACCGCAAGAAGAAGGUUUGUUAAGGAAAAAGUGAGACAUCACUAUGAGCAAUUGCGGGAUGUUGAGAAGCAGAAAUCAUGGGAUGUUGAAAGAAUUCGUGCUGCUGCGUCGGCCAAUCGACGCAAAUCUCGUAUGCAGACGAAGAUGCGAAGAAGACGCAACAACUUUGCGAAAUACAAGCUUGCCUUUGAGGCCAAGUACGGCGAUGAUUGUGGGACAUUUGUCGAGCGGGCGUAUAUGUUCGAAGAAGAUGAAGACAUCUUGGACGAGCAUGGAAAUUCUUUGACAUUCCUUAACCGAGUGCCAAUCUGGAGAACUGACAAGCUCCAGGCAUUUGUCCAUGAGUUGGAUAAGCCCAGCAUGAAGCUGAAGCCAUCGGCUAACAAACUCUGUGUUCGCACACCCAAACCUGCCGAGGAAACUACGGUAUCCUUGGAUACAUUGGCUACGUUGCCUAGAUGGGGCAAUAUAUCUGAAAUUAUACCGCCCUUAAAUAUGAAUUUUAGGGUUGAAGGUGCUAAUAACAAGUUGAAGCGAAGACUUAAGGUAUCAACGGGUCAUUUAGACAAGGUGGGAAGCUUGGUGAAGAGUACAGUUGAAGUCGAUGCCAGCGAAUUUAAAGCUCGUUUGAAGGACCAAAAACUCCAGGUUACUACCGAAGUUGAAAAGCGGAGCAUGAUGAUAAGAGUCAAAAGAAGAGUGUCCUUAUACGCUUUGACCAAAGCUCUGGAACAACUUAAAAAAAAAUGGAACUUGUAG
Molecule: messenger RNA, 1027 nt
Organism: Mucor mucedo
Lineage: Eukaryota; Fungi; Mucoromycota; Mucoromycetes; Mucorales; Mucoraceae
Exons: 5
Coding region: 161-1027 (288 amino acids)
Source: RefSeq, a predicted model, not a curated record